Messenger RNA from Cantharellus anzutake, 629 nucleotides. RefSeq lists its product as uncharacterized. NCBI's taxonomy places the organism in Eukaryota, Fungi, Basidiomycota, Agaricomycetes, Cantharellales, Hydnaceae. The transcript has a single exon. The record is from RefSeq and is a predicted model, not a curated record. The coding region runs from base 159 to 494 and encodes 111 amino acids.
CCCUGUUAACGCAAAGGGACGUGCACGCGAUUUGGAGGCGUCGCCACCUGCUCCACUUCGUAAGGUGGAGAAGCCAUGGCUCCCAUUCUCUGUAGCUCGAUUGUUUUCCAAGUACAAAAGGGUUCCGGAUCCACCUGAUACGCCUAGAAUCGUCAUCGAUGACAUUACUGAUGUUGAGGCCAAGAAGUCCGGCCUCCAUCGCAAUGGAUCUCAAUUUGCAGCAUUGCCCUCGCUUUCAUCCGAGGCGUCCGUUCCUUUGCCACCCUACCAAAGUACCUCCUCAACGCCUGAACCCAAUAUCACCUCUCCAAAGCUGGCGCCAAUACGCGUACCUUCCGACGACAAUGCGCCAGCGUCACCGUCGCCUAGCUCGUCAUCACCCAAGCUGCCCGCCCCCGAAUUGCCUCCGCCACUCACAAUGCCAUUCCUUCGCACAUCAUCUGAGUUGUAGCCCAGUUACAGUCACACAGACUACGAUGAAUAUACCCCAUUGAGUUUAGGGUAUGUUUCGGUUUGAUCUGUUUGGACCGCAACUUAUUUCUGCAAGUAGAUUUUGGAGUCCAAUUUGCUCGCUAAAAUUGAUUGAUGUUCCCCAAUUAUCAUAUUCCUUAUCACAGAAGCAGCGAGCC